AAAGGCUUUUUUUGGAAUCCUAGUAGUGCCGGAGGAUUUUGCCCUAAGGGAUCUAACUACCAAUAGGAGGAAGAGGAGUGAGCCUAGGUGUGCGUGUGACGUUACAUACUCUGAGUACAGCAGUGGACAUCAGUAAGCUGCAGGAAAUAACGGCAACGGACGAACAUGCAACGGAUACCCCUUGGAUACUCGUGAGUGAGGGACUUCCCAGGACCGCCGCUUUUGCCAGUUUUCCGACAACGGAUCCUAAACCAACACAUACCGGCUGUGCCCCACAAAGGAUAAACUCCAGGCUAAUUGGAAUUAAUUGAAAACAAACCUAACAUGGAGGUCAGUAAAAAGCUUCUGAACUCUGUCCCUGGCUGUGUGGAUGAUGCCCUGAGAGGGCUCUCAAGUUGUUCUCCCGGGCUGCGUGUGCUGCAGGGGCACCGCGUGGUGCUUCGUGCUGACCUGGAGAAGGUAAAAGGCCGUGUGGCAUUGCUAUCUGGAGGUGGAUCAGGACAUGAGCCAGCACAUGCAGGAUAUGUUGGCCGUGGGAUGCUCACUGGAGCUAUUGCUGGUCCUGUUUUCACCUCUCCUCCUGUUGGAAGCAUUUUAGCAGCAAUCAGAGCUGUGGCUAAUGCUGGAGCAGUGGGGGUGCUGCUGAUCGUUAAGAACUAUACAGGAGACCGGUUAAAUUUUGGGCUGGCUCUUGAGCGGGCCCGUAGAGAGGGUGUGGACGUGGAGAUGGCUGUGAUUGGAGAUGACUGUGCAUUCACCUCACCCAGGAAAGCAGGACGGCGGGGGUUGUGUGGAACAGUUCUGAUCCAUAAGAUUGCUGGAGCCCUGGCAGAGGAAGGGAAACAUUUACAGGAGAUUCUACAUGCUGUGGAGUCAGCAGCCACCAAGAUUGGGACCCUGGGUGUCAGUCUAUCUUCGUGCAGUGUGCCUGGCUCUGGACCCACAUUUCAUCUUGCAGCUGAUGAGCUGGAACUUGGACUUGGAAUACACGGGGAGGCUGGUAUACGCAGAGACAAGAUGAUGUCUUCUGAUAAAGUUGUAAGUGUCAUGAUAGAUCACAUGACCAGCUCAUCCAACAAAUCAAGAGUGGACGUCAACUCAGGAGACUCAGUGAUCCUCGUUGUCAAUAACCUCGGCGGUCUGUCCUGCCUCGAGCUGCAAAUUGUGGCAGAUUCUGCUGUGCGUUGCUUGGAGGGCAAAGGACUGCAGAUAGAGCGAGCAAUGCUAGGGUCCUUCAUGACAGCUUUGGAGAUGAGCGGCGUCUCUCUCACUAUACUGAAGGCAUCAGAGGAGCUGCUGCGGCUCUUUGAUAGUGACACCGCUGCCCCAGCUUGGCCACGGUUGUCUUCUCUCCCUGUCACCGGCCAGACACACACCUUUCCAUCUGCUCCAGAAACCUCACAACCGGAGGACCUUGAACCAGAUGCUGCAGCUGUACAGCUUUAUAGCAAUGUACUUAGUCAUGUCUGUCGCACUGUCUUGGCAAUGCAAGAAGAGCUAAAUGAACUGGACCGUGCAGCUGGUGAUGGUGACUGUGGAAGCACACAUGCCCGGGCAGCACGUGCCAUUCAGGACUGGAUGAGUGAAGGGCAGAUUCCAUCACAUCCCGCAAGGUUGCUCACCGCUCUGUCACAUGUACUUCUGGAGAAGAUGGGAGGAACCUCAGGGGCGCUCUAUAGUCUUUUUCUGACGGCAGCUGCACAGCCCCUGCAAAAAGAAAAUGUGCCCCAUGCCUGGGCAGAUGCAAUGGAUGCUGGGAUAGAAGCCAUGCAAAGGUAUGGUGGAGCAGAGCCUGGAGACCGGACAAUGCUGGAUGCGCUGUGUGCUGCAGGACAUGGUCUUCAGUCUCUAAGCUCUGCACAAGGUGAUGCGCUGGAGAUUCUACGCUCAGCUGUUCAGAGUGCUUCGGAGGCUGCAGAGGACACGCGGCACAUGACUGCAGGAGCUGGGAGGGCCAGUUACAUUGGAUCUUCUGCUCUAAGUCAGCCAGAUCCUGGUGCCAAAGCAGUUGCUGCCAUCCUAAGAGCUGUGUGGGAGGCACUCAGUGGAAAGUGAGGGCAAAGCUUGAAACAGCACAUCUUAAUUUCAAGUUCUACAUACCCAGAAUGCAGCAACCCCUUACAGCUUCUCUGCUGCUCCCAGUAACCCUCUGUGAGAUGUUAGUUUCCCUGUAAGACGGCACAUACAUCAUUUACCAGCUAAGCUAAUUGUUUUCUCUGCAGUAUCCAGAUAUACUCUCCAGCUUGCUGAUAUACAGAACUAUUAACACCUUACAACAUGUUCCAUCACCCUCACAACAUGGGCUAAGAUUAUGUUGCAGCUGAAAAAGUCUUAUAAAAUCCAAGGGAUUUAUGAUGAAAAACUAACCCUGGCACAUUCCAUCCCCUCAUGUUUGUUAUAUUCCUAAAUAGAUGUCCAUAAAAUAUGUCAAUUGCUCUGUAUGGAGAUAAUAAUGUGUGUAAAGUUGGGAAAAUGGUGAAUUGGUUCUUCAUAAAAACAAUAGUGAUCCCAUGA
Molecule: messenger RNA, 2514 nt
Organism: Bombina bombina (fire-bellied toad)
Lineage: Eukaryota; Metazoa; Chordata; Amphibia; Anura; Bombinatoridae
Gene: TKFC
Product: triokinase and FMN cyclase
Exons: 18
Coding region: 325-2055 (576 amino acids)
Biological process (GO): glycerol catabolic process
Cellular component (GO): cytosol
Molecular function (GO): ATP binding; glycerone kinase activity
Source: RefSeq, a predicted model, not a curated record